This is a messenger RNA of Thyridium curvatum, 1311 nucleotides long. RefSeq lists its product as uncharacterized. NCBI's taxonomy places the organism in Eukaryota, Fungi, Ascomycota, Sordariomycetes, Thyridiales, Thyridiaceae. The record is from RefSeq and is a predicted model, not a curated record. The transcript is spliced from 3 exons. The coding region runs from base 1 to 1311 and encodes 436 amino acids.
AUGGGCAACGAGACAACCAUGUCCUCAGCAUCUCUUGAAGAGCAGAAACUAACGGAGAAACGACUCAAGAAGAGGGAGCUGGACCGCCGAGCCCAGAGGACCGCUCGGGUCAAGACGAAGAACCGACUGGCUUACCUCGAGGGCUUAGUCGCGGCGUUCAGCGAGAGUGAUAGCAGCGAGACUGCGUCCAAGCUCGCCAAGCAGCUGGAGGAGGCGCUCGACGAACGUGACAAGCUGAAAAAGUUCCUCGAGACAAUUGGUGAUUCGAUUCGGACACAUCUUGGAGAUCCAGCCAGGCCCAGCACAGAUAGCCAGCGGCCUCGCAACCGGAGCUCAUCACUCGCCCACAAAGCGCAUUCCGAACAUGGUGCCCCAACGCUUCCAACCGUGUCAGCUCCCUCACCGGCCGUAUCGAUGAAUACGACUGAUGCUUCGCACGCCAAUAUACAAAGAGGAUGGAAUACCAUUCCCGACCAGGGCUACGUCAGCUGCGUCUCUCCAGUCUCGCUAACCUCGUGCAACUGUGCCUCGCCACGCACCCGGAGAUUGUCCGACGGCACCAUGGUCAACUUCAACACCUGGCGGGCGGCCAACGAGAUCAUGACGAUCCUGGACACACCCGAAGAAGCAGUCGACGAAAGGAGGACGACGACCGGUGAGGACUUCUUGGUGAGGCUCAUACUGGGUGGCUGGGAGCAUGUCGCGCAGAACUUCCAUGUGACCUGGGCGUGGAACAAGGUCCGGCUUCUGGACGAGAUCUGCUUCAACGCGUGCAGCGAGACGGAACGUCUAGCUAUCCUCUGGUUGCUGCACGUCGUAUUGCGAUUUCGCCAGGACCCGUCGCCAGCCAACGCGUCGGCUCUGCCUGACUGGUGCCAGAAGACACCUACACAAGGUCUUCACAGUCACUGUGUUGACUACAUUGCCUGGCCGGCCGUUCGAGAGCGCUUCAUGGCGUCGGAGCACAAUUAUUGUAAGAAUCUCUUCUGGGAUCGAUUCAGAGAUCACAUCCGAAUCAUCUGGCCAUUCGAGUUUACCGACUGCUACUUCUACGACAUGGACAAGGGCCAGUACUCGCUUUCCAAGACCUUCAAAGAUACGCUUUUCGACAUCAGGAAUUGGACGAUGGAGCAUGAAUUCUUCACACAUUUCCCGGAGCUAUACCCCGAUAUCCCGUUAUUUCCAGGCAUCCCGUUGGACAAUUCUCUCCCAGUGGAUUCGGAUCUUUCCUCAUCUUCAAUGGCGUUUGGUGCAGUCAAUAACACAGAAUCUUUUCGUUCUGUCCUUUGUACUGAUACCUUUGUAGUCUAG